Messenger RNA from Esox lucius (northern pike), 3606 nucleotides. Its product is annotated as mucin-5AC-like. The record is from RefSeq and is a predicted model, not a curated record. Gene Ontology annotation, cellular component: extracellular matrix. Lineage: Eukaryota; Metazoa; Chordata; Actinopteri; Esociformes; Esocidae. Gene Ontology annotation, molecular function: protein binding. Bases 1 to 3606 code for a protein of 1201 amino acids. The transcript has 28 exons.
AUGAUUCCAAUGACUGGGAAGAUACCAGUGAUCACAGUUGGUGUGAGUCAAUCCCACAACAGGCAGGUCUGCAGCACGUGGGGUAACUACCACUACAAAACCUACGAUGGGGACUUCUUCCAGCUGCCCUACACCUGUAACUACGUGUUGACUUCGCUAUGCAAAAGCAGAAGUGGCUACGAGGAGUUCAACAUUCAGCUGCAGCGUGAAGAGGUGGACGGUCAGGCCACCAUCAAGAAGAUCUCUCUGAAGCUGGAUGGGACCUUCGUGGAGCUGACUCAAAGUAGCAUCAAUGUCAAUGGGAAACAGGUCACGUUACCAUUUGGUCAGUUUAAUAUCUUCAUGGAGAGGACCAACUCCUAUGUGAAGAUCACAGCCAAGCUGGGUUUAGUCAUCAUGUGGAACAAAUAUGAUGGCCUUUCGGUGGAGUUAGACUCAAAGUUCCAGAAUCAGACCUGUGGGCUAUGUGGAGACUUCAAUGGAGUUCAGCUUUACGACGAGUUCAUUAGGACAGCGUGUGAGGAGUUUCUCACCAGUUCAGCCUUCAGUAGCUGUGAGGACCUGAUUUCCACGGACUCCUUCGUCGAGGCUUGCAUGGCAGACAUGUGUCACUGUGGUAACAGCAACAACAGCGAGUCCUGCAUGUGCCAAACCAUUUCAGAGUAUUCCCGCCAGUGUGCUCACGCAGGGGGCGUGCCCCAGAAGUGGAGGACAGACCAGUUCUGCUUGGAGACGUGUCCUUUGAACAUGAAGUACCAGGAGUGUGGAAGCCCCUGUAUUGAUACCUGCUCCAACCCACAGGCGAACCAGCAUUGUGAGGAACACUGCAGUGAUGGAUGCUUCUGUCCUGCUGGAACUGUGUUUGAUGACAUUAAUCAGAGUGGCUGUGUAGCUGUGGACCAGUGCUCUUGUCUCCACAACGGAAUGUCUUACAAGCCUGGAGAUACAUACUCUAGAACAUGCCAAGAAUGUACCUGCAAGGAUGGCCAGUGGAACUGUGUAGGUCUGGACUGUCCAGGUACCUGCUCCAUAGAGGGAGGUUCCCACAUCACCACCUACGACGGGAAAGCCUACACCUUCCAUGGAGACUGCUCCUAUGUCCUGUCCAAGCAAAUCUAUGGGAGUGUUUUCACUGUCCUGGGUGACAUAGAGAAAUGUGGGACAACAAACACUGAGACCUGCCUAAAGGGUGUAACCCUGGUGAUUCCACAGUCCAAGAUGAUCGUCAUUGAGGCCAGUGGAACCGUCAGUAUGGACAAAAUGUUAUCAACGUUGCCCAUCGUCAUGGAGAAUGUAACGAUCUUCAAGCCCUCUACGUUUUACAUCGUUGUGCAGACCUCUUACGGGCUUCGUCUGGAGAUCCAGUUAACACCUAUAAUGCAGGUGUACAUCACAGCUAGCAGUUCCCUUAAAGGAAAAACCCAGGGUCUUUGCGGAGACUUUAACAGCAUCCAAGCUGAUGACUUCAGAACCAUCAACGGACUGGUGGAAGGAACGGCUGUGACAUUUGCCAACACGUGGAAGACCCAAGCAAGCUGCCCCGAUGUGACCCAGAGCUUUGAGAACCCAUGCUCUCUGAGUGUAGAGAAUGAGAAAUAUGCCAAGCAUUGGUGCUCAAUGCUAUCUGAUGCUGCAGGAAUAUUUUCUGAAUGCCACAGUGAGGUCCACCCAGAUCCCUACCAAGCGAAUUGCAGGUAUGACAGCUGUAACUGUGAGAAGACUGAGCAGUGCAUGUGUGCAGCAAUCUCCUCCUACGUCCACGCCUGUGCUGCUGCUGGCAUCCUGCUGACAGGAUGGAGAAACACCACCUGUGGAAAUUACGCUCAGUGCCCUGACACGAUGGUGUAUGACUACGAUAUGACCAGCUGUGGUCGCACCUGUCGCUCGCUAAGCCAAAAGGACUUUACCUGCCAGAGGAAAUGCCAAAUUAUGCUUAACCCCUUGUAUACCUUUUUAACUAGUUCAUGUAGAAAUGGGAUAUUAAGCUGUACUGGAGAAGUAACUCCUUCAUCUUGUGAAAGUCCAAUGGUUUUCUUCAACUGCUCCAAUGCUGCACCAGGUGCCAAAGGCUCAGAGUGUCAGAAGAGCUGCCGAACAAUAAACCAUGACUGUUUCAGUAAAGAAUGCCUGUCAGGCUGUAUGUGUCCUGAUGGUCUGCUGUCUGAUGGGAAUGGAGGAUGUGUUAAGGAAGAUCUUUGUCCCUGUUCUCACAAUGGAGUCGACUACCAACCUGGGGAGAAAAUUAAAAUAAAAUGCAAUAACUGCACUUGCAGUGGAAGCAAUUGGGAUUGCACCAAUAACGUGUGUCCCGGGACGUGUGCCAUAUAUGGAGAUGGUCAUUACAUCACAUUCGAUGAGAAAAGGUUUAAUUUCAAUGGAGACUGUGAAUACACUCUAGCUCAGGACUACUGUUCCAACAAUCUAAACGGAACCUUUAGAGUGAUCACACAGAACAUUCCCUGUGGAACUACCGGCACAACCUGUUCCAAGGCCAUCAAGCUCUUCUUGGGGAGCAAAGAGAUUAUACUACAAGAUGAAGUUGUAAAAGUGGUGAGACUGCAGGAGACCGGGAUAGAUGUGGACUUCAAGGUCCACACUGUUGGUCUGUACAUUGUUAUUGAGGCUGGAAAUGGUCUGAUUCUAAUGUGGGAUAAGAGAACAAGCCUGUUCAUCAAACUCGACUCUAAAUUCAAGGGACAAGUGUGUGGUCUGUGCGGAAACUACGACGGAAAUGGGAAUAAUGACUUCACAUCCAGAAACCAGGAAGUGGUUGUGGAAGCGCUGGCAUUUGGCAACAGCUGGAAAGUGUCUCCCGGUUGCCCCGACGCUGUUGACAUAAGGGACCCGUGCACCGUGAGGUCAUACAGGCAGUCCUGGUCUCUGAAACGCUGCAGCAUCAUCAAGAGUCCAGUAUUCGCAGACUGCCACUCCCAGGUGGACCCCACCCCAUAUCAUGAUGAGUGUGUCAGGGACUCGUGUGCCUGUGACACUGGGGGAGACUGUGAGUGUUUCUGUACAGCUGUAGCAGCCUACGCCCAGGCCUGUAACGAGGUGGGGACCUGCAUACGCUGGAGAACGCCAGACAUCUGCCCUCUAUUCUGUGAUUUCUACAACCCCGAUGGGGAGUGUGAGUGGCACUAUAAGCCUUGUGGUUACCCCUGUAUGAAGACCUGCCAGAAUCCAGAAGGAACAUGCUCAAAACAGAUCCCUGCACUGGAAGGUUGCUAUCCAAAAUGCCCUUCGGACCAGCCUUAUUUGGAAGAAAGCACUAUGAAAUGUGUCACUGAGCCAGAGUGUGGUUGCUAUGAUGGAAAAGGAAAUCAUUACAAGGAUCAGGAGGUUAUGCCUUCUGACAAGAACUGUUAUACAUGUCGCUGCUCAUCAACUAAAACCAUUUGCACCCCCGACAAGAACGCUUGCAAGUGUUUCCACAAGGGCACAACAUACCCAUAUGGAGCGACCGUGCAUACAGUUAACGGGGAUGGGACCUGUACUAAUGGCACCUGCACAGAAAACGGAAUCACUGACUUCAUUACCUACAGCUGUGGUUGCUUUUAUAACGGAACAACCUACCCAGUUGGAGCGACCCUGUGGUUGCUUUUAUAA